AUGCGAAGCAAACUAGAGAGUGAUUCUGAACCGAAAACAACAUCAUCCAACAACACUACCAAUGGUACCCAAGAAGCAGAAGAACAACAGUUUGAUUAUGUCGAGAAGGAAAUUGACGAAGAUUUAAUUUGUUCCAUUUGUUUACUUCCUUUCGUUGAUCCAAUUUCACAUAAUUCUGAUGCAUGUGGAAAUACUUUCUGUUUGAAAUGUGUUGAAAAGGUUUCGGAUUGUCCAAUGUGUAGAGAGGUUGAUUUUAAGAAGAAUUGUUCUAGUGCUAAAACUAUUGCCAAAUUGUUGGACAAAUUGAAGGUCAAGUGUGGAAUGUGUAAGAACAUUGUGUUGAGAGGUGAAUUAAAAGUACAUCAGGAAAAGUAUUGUCCUCUUCAUGAAGCUUAUCAACAAGUGGAAGAAUUCAAGAAGAAAUUGGAACAAGAAUUCCAACAAAAGUCAGAAAAACUUCAAAGAGAACAUGAAGAAUUGAUAGAAAUUGUCAAAGCUGAGAUGGAACAACAUUUGAGAGAGGCUAAAGAGAAUUUGGCAAAACUUGAAGAAAAUCUUUUACAACAAUUCAAAAAGAAGGAAGAAUUGUUGGAAAGUAACAUGAAGGAACGUGAAAGUAGAAUAUUGACAAGAGAAAAACUUGAGAAUAGCAACAAACCAAUUCAUAUAAAUGUCAGAGGAACAAUCAUGACAGUUUCAUUGGGUGAUUUCAUUCAUAAUGAAAGAGAAUCUGAUAAUUUAUUCAAGAAAAUGUUCACAGGUCAACAUCCAUGUUAUCAAACACCUUCCAAGCAAUUUGAUGACUCAAUUUAUUUCAUUGAUUGUGAUCCAAAUGUUUUCAAACAUAUGAUUGAAUGGUUACAAUAUGGUGAGAUUGCUGAAUUGAGUAAUGAUAUGAGACGAUCAGUUUUAAAUGCCUGUAAAAAGUUUGGAUUGACAAAUAUGUCAAACGACUUAUCAGAAAGUAUUAACAAAGAAAGUAAUUCAAAACAAAUCAUGCCAAUGUCACAAUUUGACUUUAUGAACAUUGUUAAUCUUACCAGAAGUCAAAAGAGUGCUUUGAAUUUGAGUGGCCUCGAUUUACGUAAAUUGGUUAUUAACAAUACAAAUUUAGAAAAAUCAGAAAUUAUUGGAUCUGAUUUCAGUGGAAUGAAUUUGAAACAAACCAAUUUCAAAGGAAGUAAUUUGAGAGGAUGUAAUUUCAGUAAUUGUGAUUUGACAAGUGUAAACUUACAAGAGUGUGAAUUAGAUGAUUGUAAUUUCUCAAAUGCAAUUUUGGGUAAAACUAAUUUUUCCAAAUCAAGCUUGUUGAAUAUCAAUUUAUCAAAUGCCAUUUAUAAGGAAACAAAGUUUAUUGGAGCUAAAUUUGAGAAUGUUACAGGCUUCCAAAAUAGAAAGCUCGGUUCAUUAGAUUUCUCCAAUUCAUCUUUCAAAUCAAUUGAGUUUUGCAAUUCAGAUUUGUCAAAUUCAAACUUUACCAAUUGUAAUGCAAUUGAUUGUAACUUGGAAAGUACCAUCUUGCGCAAAACAAACUUUGAAAAAUCACAAUUCGAUAAUUGUAGAUUCAAUAACAAGUGUAAAUUUGAAGAAACCAGUUUUAAAAAUAGUUCCAUGAAGAAUGUUAGUGGUUUAAUUGGAAUUGAUUUGGUUAGAGUUGACUUGUCCAACUGUAAAUUAACCAAAACAGAUUUUACAGUUUCUUAUAUUUUUGAAACUAAUUUUCUUAAUUGUAACUUUUGUAUGGAAGUAUUGAGAUCCAAACACAAUAUUAUUUCUAAUUGUGAUCUUUCAGGAUUAUUUUUAAAUGGAGAUUUUACAGGAUUCAAAUUUGAAAAUGUUAAAUUUACAAAUACAAAUAUUGAGAAAUCGAAGUUUGAAAAUUCAACAUUUGUAAAAUGUAAAAUUCAAAUGAACUUUAAAAAGGACUCUUUACAACAUUGUAAUGUUAUUGAAUGUGAUUUUAAUGGCUCAAUAUUCGAAGAAAUUGAUUUUACUCUAAUCCAAGCCAAUUUAGAAACCAACUCUUUUAAUAAUUGUGUUUUUAAGAAUGCAGAUUUGAGAGAAUUGAAAGAUUUAUCAAAAUUCCUAGGAUCUACAUUUGAUGCAUGUUUAUUUAAUUUUAAAGAAUUUACAAACAAACACAUUCAAAAAAUUCAUUUCCAAAAUAUUAACUUACAGGAUUUAGGAGGAUUUAAAUUUUCUGCCAUUACUGUGGAUAUUCCUUGGUUUAAUUUAUUAUCUUCCUCUGUUAUUGUUAAUAGUUGUGAUAUUGCAAUUGGCUGUGAAUUAUAUUCAAACACUAAAAGUAAAUCAAUUCCUCAAUUAUUAUACAGAGGAUCGAGAGAUGGAUUCAAAGCAGAACAUUUUCAUUCAAAAUGUGAUAAUCAAGGUCCAACAUUAACAAUUAUCAAAUCAGAACACAAUCAAAUAUUUGGCGGUUUCACAUCAAAAUCUUGGAGAUCCCGAAGUGGAGAAUGUGUCACAGAUUCAUCAGCAUUUAUUUUCAAAAUUACAGAUUCAAACGGAAGUUAUCAAUUCGAACACUUCAAAAUCCAACGAGAGGAAAAUGCCAUUCUGGUAAACCAGUAUUAUUUGGCAUUGUUUGGUGCUGACAUUCAGAUUGAGAGUGAUUGUAAUUUGAAUUACAGGUCACGUUCAAACUUGGGCAGUUAUUAUGAAUUACCAAAAGGUUACCAAAAGGGAAGUAAUGAAGCAAAUAAUUACUUGGCAGGAAGUUACUACUUCAAGGUUUCAGAAAUUGAAGUUUUUAAAAUUAACCAAUAAAAAUAAUUGAAUCAUUUC
Messenger RNA from Naegleria gruberi, 2802 nucleotides. RefSeq lists its product as uncharacterized. The transcript has a single exon. Lineage: Eukaryota; Heterolobosea; Eutetramitea; Acrasida; Naegleriidae. The record is from RefSeq and is a predicted model, not a curated record. Bases 1 to 2784 code for a protein of 927 amino acids.